Molecule: messenger RNA, 503 nt
Organism: Manis pentadactyla (Chinese pangolin)
Lineage: Eukaryota; Metazoa; Chordata; Mammalia; Pholidota; Manidae
Product: histone H2B type 2-E-like
Exons: 1
Coding region: 67-447 (126 amino acids)
Cellular component (GO): nucleosome
Molecular function (GO): protein heterodimerization activity; structural constituent of chromatin; DNA binding
Source: RefSeq, a predicted model, not a curated record
CGGCAGCCCUGUUUCUACUGUUUUGUUUGCGUUCCCGCUCGUCUCGGCUGCCCGAGCUUCCCCGCUAUGCCUGAGCCGGCAAAAUCCGCUCCCGCGCCCAAAAAGGGCUCGAAGAAAGCGGUCACCAAAGCCCAGAAGAAGGACGGCAGGAAGCGCAAGCGCAGCCGCAAGGAGAGCUACUCCAUCUACGUGUACAAGGUGCUGAAGCAGGUGCACCCCGACACCGGCAUCUCGUCUAAGGCCAUGGGCAUCAUGAACUCGUUCGUCAACGACAUCUUCGAGCGCAUCGCGGGCGAGGCGUCCCGCCUGGCGCAUUACAACAAGCGCUCCACCAUCACGUCCCGGGAGAUCCAGACGGCCGUGCGCCUGCUGCUGCCCGGCGAGCUGGCCAAGCAUGCCGUGUCCGAGGGCACCAAGGCGGUCACCAAGUACACCAGCUCCAAGUGAGUCCCCGCCGGGACAUGGCGCUCGCACGACUCGCCGGCCGCUUGACUCCAAAGGCU